This is a messenger RNA of Myxocyprinus asiaticus (Chinese sucker), 5106 nucleotides long. It is a transcript of the gene nlgn3b, whose product is annotated as neuroligin 3b. The record is from RefSeq and is a predicted model, not a curated record. Gene Ontology annotation, biological process: neuron cell-cell adhesion; postsynaptic membrane assembly; modulation of chemical synaptic transmission. Gene Ontology annotation, cellular component: postsynaptic specialization membrane; cell surface; synapse. The transcript has 8 exons. NCBI's taxonomy places the organism in Eukaryota, Metazoa, Chordata, Actinopteri, Cypriniformes, Catostomidae. The coding region runs from base 495 to 3026 and encodes 843 amino acids. Gene Ontology annotation, molecular function: signaling receptor activity; neurexin family protein binding.
CAACGCGCGUGGCAGUGGGCGCUCCUGACCUUGCGUCCGCGACCGCGCACAGCGCGCGCGCUUAAAAUAGACCCGGGGAGAUUGACGUUAAUUGAAAAUAAGAAAAACGCAAGAAGAGCCGCGCGCCGUUCACACGGCUUGACGGGGAAAAGGGUGCAUGUUGGAUGGUGAGAAUGAUGAGAAAUGAGAUUAUCGCAGCACACGCUCGGAUGCGAUACCGACUGAGAGAUUCGGCAGGUUUUUGGUAAAAGGGACUUUGUUCUGGAAAAAUGAACAGCUUCACCUUCUGAACUCAUCAACCAAUAGAAUGGAGCACUUGGUGGUGCACACCUGGCUGUGGAGACGCCCACUGGAUCUACCUGCCUGUGUGGCGUGUACAUAUUCUGUGCAUGUUUGAGUGCUAGAGUGUGAUUUUGUAAAAACAGCAAGUGUGUUUAAGUUAAAGAUUUUUUUAGUGUGAAUGUGUGUGUGAGUGUUUACUGUGAAGAGGGACCAUGUGGCACACACAGUCAGCAGCUUACCUGCCGUUUACCCACCUAUUCUGCCGACCUCUGACCUUUACCCUGUCUUGGCUGUUUGUGUGGUUGAUGUGGUCAAUCUCCAUGGCAACAGCACUGACCUACCAGCCCACAGUAAACACGGUGCUUGGUAGACUAAGGGGGAUGCGGGUUGCCGUGGCGACAGAGGGUCUAGGCCCCGUGGACCAGUACCUGGGUGUGCCCUACGCUGCCCCGCCCGUAGGAGAGAAACGAUUCAUGCCGCCCGAUGCUCCAUCAGCCUGGUCGGGUGUACGGAACGCCACCCGGUUCCCUCCUGUCUGCCCGCAGACUGUCCGUAACGCAGUGCCCGACAUCAUGAUGCCUGUGUGGGCCACCUACAACCUUGACACGGUCGCUACAUACCUGCAGGAGCAGAGCGAGGACUGUCUGUACAUGAAUAUAUAUGUACCCACGCAGAGUGGCACUAAGAGAACAGGGGACAUGUCAGCUGACACAGAGCGUACAGAGGAUGAUGGGCUUCGGGAUUCUCGAGAUGACCCCCGUCCUGUGAUGUUGUUCAUUAAUGGUGGCUCUUACAUGGAGGGUACAGGGAACAUUAUGGAUGGCAGUGUGCUGGCCAGCUACGGCAACGUCAUUGUCAUAACCCUCAACUACAGGGUCGGAAUACUUGGAUUUUUAAGCACUGGUGAUCAGGCUGCUAAAGGGAAUUAUGGUCUCUUGGAUCAGAUUCAGGCCCUGCGUUGGAUCAGUAAGAACAUUGGAUAUUUUGGUGGCGAUCCUGGCCGUGUGACGGUGUUUGGCUCAGGAAUCGGAGCGUCCUGUGUCAGUUUGCUUACUCUUUCACACCAUUCCGAAGGUUUGUUCCACAGAGCAAUCAUUCAGAGUGGCUCAGCUCUGUCCAGUUGGUCAGUGAACUAUCAACCUGUGAAAUACACUCGUCUCCUUGCAGAGCGUGUUGGCUGUAAUGUCCUUGACACUCAUGACCUGGUCCUCUGCAUGCAGAAGCGUAGCUACAGGGAGUUGGUGGAACAGGAAAUUCAGCCAGCACGCUUCCAUGUGGCCUUUGGGCCUGUAAUUGAUGGUGACCUCAUCCCUGAUGACCCUGAAGUGCUCAUGGAGCAGGGGGAGUUCCUUAACUAUGACAUCAUGUUGGGCGUCAACCAAGGGGAGGGUUUCCGCUUUGUAGAGGGUGUGGUGGAGCCAGAAGAGGGUGGAGUGUCUGGUUCGGAUUUUGACUUUGCAGUCUCCGAUUUUGUGGAUGGUCUAUAUGGUUACCCAGAAGGAAAGGACACUCUGAGAGAGACCAUAAAGUUCAUGUACACAGACUGGGCUGACCGGGACAAUCCUGAAACUCGGCGCAAAACUCUGGUGGCCAUGUUUACGGAUCACCAGUGGGUGGAGCCAGCUGUGGUGACGGCAGACCUGCACGCACGCUAUGGUUCUCCAACCUUCUUCUAUGCAUUCUACCAUCACUGCCAGAGCCCCAUGAAACCUCCAUGGGCGGAUUCUGCGCACGGUGAUGAGCUGCCCUAUGUGUUUGGAAUUCCACUUAUUGGCCCAACAGAACUCUUUCCCUGCAACUUCUCCCGCAAUGACAUCAUGCUGAGUGCCGUCGUCAUGACCUACUGGACCAACUUUGCGAAAACCGGGGAUCCAAACAAGCCAGUUCCUCAGGACACCAAGUUCAUCCACACUAAGGCAAACCGUUUUGAGGAAGUGACGUGGGCCAAAUACAGUCCCCAUGACCAGCUGUACCUGCACAUCGGGCUAAAACCACGUGUUCGGGAUCAUUAUCGUGCUACAAAAGUGGCCUUCUGGAAGCACCUGGUACCUCACCUGUACAACCUGCAUGACAUGUUCCACUACACGUCGACCACAACAAGGGUUCCACCUCUUCUGACAACGCAUAGCUCUCACAGCGCCACACCCCGCCCCAACAAGGUUCGUACCCCUGGUAAACAGCCCCCCCAGUCCACAGCACGCAGUGGACCGCUGGUCAUCGCCAACCCACGCGAUUACUCCACCGAGCUGAGCGUUACUAUCGCCGUUGGAGCUUCGCUCCUCUUCCUCAAUGUGCUGGCCUUUGCUGCACUCUACUAUCGCAAGGACAAGCGCAGUAGACAGGACACGCCUCCUCAGGCUGCAUCUCAACGACAGACCCCGCCCAAUGACCUCAGCUAUACACCCACCUCCAUUUCAGGGGGGAAUCAAGAGGAAGGGUCAUUGUGCGACCCCCUCCGUUUGACACCAGCAUCUUCUCCGCGGGAUUAUGCCCUCACGCUUCAUCGAUCACCGGAUGACACCCCUCUCAUGACACCAAGUUCUGUCACCAUGACACCAAAUAGUGGCAGUAUGACACCCAACACUGUAACCUUGACACCCAAUAGUGUUACCAUGACACCCAACACCAUUACCAUGUCACCCAAUUCUUUGAUGGGGUAUCCCAGCAUGCACCCUUACAACACAUUCACACAUGGAUACAACUCCACCACUCUGCCCCACCCACACUCAACAACACGUGUAUAACAUGCAAUACAAACACAUACCCACACACCACCUCACCACACUCACAUGCAGUAAAUGAACACAACAAAUCUCUACAACACAAUCACAGCAAUUCCAAUCAAUUAUUACUAUCAGUAUUUAACCAGAUCAAAGUGGUGCAAACUGUUAUAACUGUGUUAGAAAGUACAAUAGCAGGUGAACACAAUACAUAACACAAGCACAAUCACCUUAGAUUUCCUUCACUAAUAUGAAUCAAUGCAAUUCAUCAGGAUAAAUCCAAAUGAACACUAUAUACACCAUAAUGAAGUGUGUCAGUGCAACACACUGGUGCAAUACAAUGUGAACCAGAAUGAAUGGUGUCAGUCUCACACUGCUUCUAGAGUGACUUACUGUAUGUCUGGAGAGACAACAUUCACAUUAUAAGAAUAGAUAAGAACCUGCUGUGCAGAACCAUAUACAGUAGAAAGGCCAGACUACCUGAGGAUGAGCUGCAAUACCGCAGCUGACUUUAGGUGGUGCUGCAAGACUCUUAAACCCUGCAGGCGGAGCACAGAGAAAGAACAGUAGAGGUUGCUGGAGCCCCAUAUGUGGUUCAUUGUGAGCCAACCAAGCUCUUAUUAUAAGAUAUGUAAUAACAUGUAAUAACAAGCAUAUUAACGACUAUUGUACAGUUAUAACAUAUGUAUUAACGUUAAUGUACAGACAGCUUUUUUGAAUGUGUUGGAAAAAUGAUUUCUAAUCGUUUUUAAGCUCAGAUUUUUUCCAUAGCAAAGAGUCAUUUUAAGCCCAGAUUGAUUUUGGACCCUAAACCCGUUUUGCGUUACAGUACAAAUGAAAAAGUAUUUUACACCGCGUCUCUCUCUCUUUCUUUUUUCUUUCUCUCUCUGAAUGGAUGAAUUGUGCAGUUUACUUUUGGUAUAAACUAUUCAUUUAUUUGUAUAGAUUACACAAGCAGAUCAAAUCAAGUAUUUUAAAGAACACAGUGUGUGUGUCUGUUUGUGUGUGUGUGUGAUUAUUUGUGAGUGAGAGAAAGCGAAUGUGUAGUGUAGAAUUUUCAAGUUAAACAUCUUUAGAUAAUUUGUGUCAUGCUUAAUGUUAUCAUUUUGUGCAAAUGCUUUUUAAUCAUUUGAAAUAUGUAUCGUAUCUGAGUUUGUUUGAUAUGUUUUGUGAAAAUGUUAAAUUUAAAAGCACUGAGAUUUUUUUCUGUAUUUAUCAGUGAUAUAACAUCACUCAUACAGUUACAGUAUAUGAUGUCACUUAUGACAUUACUCAUGACAUACAGGAUUUGCUGAGAACUUAUGAUGCUAUUCUUUCCUAUGAAACAUGAAUGUGGUGAUAUGUACCGAGCACAGGGGUUUUCUGACAAAGGUAAUUAAAAAAUAUUGUGUUUACUAUGGAACUGCACAGAGAUUUCACAGGGGUACAGUAGUGUAGUAAUGGUGUCAUAUCCUGCCAGAUGGUUAGAUUAUUCAUGUUACCCAUGCUAACCACCCCUGCCAUGAAUUUUGUGCCAAAUCUGGAUACAGUUUCCUUGGUAACCAGCAGAAAGUUUGUCUUUAAAUGUAUUUGUGUGAAAGUUCUACAGCUUUAUAAAAUAAUUUGCAGUAUUGACAACAGUUUGAAUUCAUUUGGACUUUGAAAAGGAAAGACACUGGUUAAUGGAUCCAUGGAGUCAGACAACACCAAGUGUGUCUCUCCUGGCUGGGGUCAACCUGUGUGCAGCUGCUCAGGUCUGUUGGUACAACAGCUUGCAGAAGUCUGUUCUUUUAUACUCUGUACAUUUCUGCCUCAGAUUUGAAGUAAAUAUUGAGUUUUCCUUCUCCUUGUUCUUUAAAUUUGACUGAGACUGAAGUGUGUGUACAUAGCUGUAGUUUGGGAACAAAUCCUUCCAUUGGGGACAUUCAUGAAUUGGAAAUUGGAAAAUUGAUUCUUAAAUAAAUCAAAUGCUGUUUUUUAUUUAUUUAUUUAUUUAUUUAUUUUUAUUUAUUUUUUUUAUUCUAAAAAUGCUAAAAGUUUUAUUUUAGAGGUAAGGUUAUGUUUAGUCAAUAAUUAGUCUUAUACAAAAUAAAUAAAUAUUAGAAGUAAAUGUACCCAAAUUGAU